UUAAAAAACAGCAGCUUAGUAGGAAAAUGAGCAAAGACACAGAGGCAUUUCACAGAGAUGAAAAUAUAAAUGAUCCAUUGAUACAUGAAAAAAUGGUCGACCUCAUUAAUAAUUAAGGAAACGCAACCCAGAAACUACAAUGAAAUUUUAUUUUAAUCCCUCCACACUGGCAUGUUUCAAAAUAUUUGAUAGAACAAAGUGUGAGAGAGGAUGUUGUAGACCAAUGGAAACUCCUAUGCACUGGUGAAGGAAGUCUAAAUUGGUACAGGUGUAGAGGGUCAGGGCCUUGCAUACUUAGCACACUCAGCAAGAUGUUCAGGAGUACAAGAGACCACUGGAGGAAUGUCUCUCCCCACAGUGUCUGGUAGGAAAAUACUGGAUGGACAUUUUUGGGUAACAUUAUGACAAGAUAGGGCCUGUAGCUUGUGCUAUUGGCUUAGAAGCAUGAUAUUGAAAACAUCUAGGUACCAGACACUUGUUCUGUUUUUGUCAAACAAAGUUUUAUCAGUUUGGGGGAUGGAACUGAAGGUAAUAAAAGAGGCCCUUGUUCACUUUGAGUGGACCAUGCUCUACAGUGCUGGGUAGUGGGCCUGUAUACAGUAUAAGAGCAAGAUUGGUAAGAUGCACCUCAUCCAGAUUGGCCACAUGCAGAAUGUAUAUAUCAAUAUACAGUUUGAGGGUGGGCCUUCAGGACAAAAUGCUGACUUAGUCAGACUUGUUACUUGCCAUUGUGCAUUCCCCAGGUAGGGAUUUUAAGGGACUUGGAAGCCUGCAUCCACUUACCUUUGUAUAUAUUGCUGAUCUCUCUGCUGUGUAUGCCUGACUGUGCUGAUUUCCUUCUGUAUUCUUCAGAUUAGUAAACCUUGGUGGAUAUAAAUGGAUGUUAUCUAUGACUUGUCUUGAUGUCAGUCUGAGUGAACUGCUGAUGUUGAUCAGCACAGCUGUCAUGCAGAUUAGUAUCAGAAGCAGGAAUGAUGUGAAGACCUAGACCAUGAUGUCUAAGUCCCUGUGGAGAAAGUGCCAGAAUAAUGAAGGGUAGAAGAUAAUAUUGGAAUGACUUGUUAGUCUGCUGACCUGUGUUUUGAGGUUUGUUCUUUCGGCCCACGGUCUUUAGGCUCUCCCAACUGAAAAAUCUCAGCUACUGUCAGGAGGUCCCCUCCACACAGUGUGCUCUCUCUCAGUGUUAUGGUGGUAUGGUGCCCCACUGUUCCUAGCCCUGAGGUACUGCACUUUUUAUAAUUUCCCUAUACUCUGUCCACACUUUUGUAAAUAAUCCUUUUUUAAAAUUCUUCUAGAAUUAACCAUUUUUGCCAAUGGUUUCCUGCCAAGGCUCUGACUGUUACACUUACUUUGGUCUUUCACUCAAAAGAAUGAUUGAGAGCAAGAAUGUGAUCUCUCAGUAGUCUUUCUAGAUGCCUGCAGCCCGGGAGGAAAGAUCCAUGGAUCCAAUACCACGGCUCUGGUAUUUAGCCCUCCAACAGACCAUGUUUAAAGCUGCAGGCUUUAUAGAGUUGGCCUUGGAAUAUAUGUGGUUGGUUUGGUGGACAAUGGUCAACAUCCAUUUUGGAAGCAGCCAUUACUAAUGCUAUGAUAUUAGUUAUAGUAUGAUAGUUUUAGUAUUUAUGUUAAGAAGUGGCAAUGGUAUAACUAUGGCCACAUAAUUCACAUCAGUGGUACCUGAUGGAAUAAGGGCAAUGAUAAUCCAACAAAGUCAUUUGGGAAAUUGAACUCUGAUUACCAGCUAAAGUGGUAUACAUGGAAACACACUGUCCUGGGAAAGACUCAAACAUGAGAAAGAAAAAUUACAGUCAAUCCUAAAUUACUCAACAACAACUUAUAAAAUGGUACAAGUUCUAGUUUUGGAGGGGGUAAAAGUAAUAGGGCUAGUAAAAAAAGUAUGAUCAAACAUGAAAUGGUAUGUGAAAUGCAUUCUGAUAUGUUGUGUAUUCUAAACUUUCUCCUCAUUGGAUAAUUCUAAUACAUAGGUAGAGGAAUCUUAUUAGUGUAUUUCUUCUUAUGAGGGGAUGUAAAAGUUGUUACAAGAACAAAAAUCUGAAUCUAUAGAACGGAAGCCAUGAGAAAAACACUGAACAGGGUUGGUGGUAGGUUGCAGGGUCAGCCCUACAACUGGUCUAAGGUCCUGUUAUAGGACUCCCAGAUGCAGCUGGGAGCUGGCCUUAUUCUAAUUCCAUAGCAGAGUUCAGGAAGCAUUUGGGUCAGGUUAAGUUAGCCUGAGAAAGCUGAGGGUGAUUAAGGAGGACUGUGUUUAUGCCCAAGUAUAUUCUGUAGUGCUCUGUAAUCAUAUUGUACACCACAUAAUGCCAAGAUGGAUGAGGUUCACCUGGCUCAGGUGAGUGGCUCCUUGGCAUGUAUCCAGAAGAGAUUAUAUAUCAUUCAUUCAGAUUUAUCACCUGCACUCUUGUGAGAUUCUUUUGAGAGGAUCUAAAAGCAUAUCCCUCUGUCUGUUAUUGGAUAAUAUUGCUGAACUCUCUGCUUUGUAUCUUAAUGGCAUUGAUUUCUCUCUCCAUCCUUCACAUCAGUGUUUCCAAACAGUUUCUACUGCAACUCAUUAGCAGGUUGUAAAGUCAAGUUUCUGACACGCAAGCAGCAUUGAAAGAAAUGGAACAGAGAGAAAAUUUUAGAGUGCCACACAUGUAAAAAGGGGAAAUAUGGUUUUGUGAAACCUUUGUGUUCCCCUUAUAAUAUGUAUAUAUUAUCUACAUAUAUUUAGAUUGUGAUGUAUAUAUACAUGUAUAUGUUCUUGUAUAUAUAGUAAUAUAUAUAAAACUAUAAAAAGUAUUGCUGUUGGUCAUGGUCAAAAUUUGUAAGGCAUUGUUUUAGAUAAAUUAGCCUUCUUUGGUUGACAGAUGGUGUCUGUGUGUGAUUUCUGUUAGCCUGAACUUCUAUUGGCAUAUCAAUACAGUGGCCAUGCACUCUGAAAAAUCCAUAUUUUGAAGUUUAUAUGCUAUACUUCAUUAUUGUUAUUCAAAUAUUCAGGUAGUUAAGAAUUGACUGAUAUGAUAUGGCUCACUAGGGAAGAACCUGGAGCCCCUCAUGUAAGGCUUACUUUAAGGGGUAUACCUUUUAAUUCUAAUCUAAGACCAGUGACACUCAACCUUCCUCCGGGGUGACUUUGAUAGUGCCUUUUGGUAGAAUUCCCCCCUUUCUGUUUGUGUCCCUGAGUUCAUUCCUGAGGAAUGAGACUUGUCACUCUUCUGAGUUAUUCUGUGUGACUGUUUUAGUGACACACCUUUCUGUUCCGGGUGGCUCAGAACCCUACUCCCUUUGAAACUGAGUCCAAAUCCUCCAUCGUCUUUAUGACUCAAAUCUCUUCCUUCCCUGUGUGACACUGGACACUAUUAUAUUUGCAUUUUAGCAAAGAGCUGCUGAGUUUAGAUCCUAGAUGGAAUCUGACAAUCCAUGUCAUCUGUGAAGAGGACAGACUAACCUGAGAGAGCCAGAGAGGGGUCACUAAACUGUGCUCUACAACAGACUAAAUUGGGCAGAGACAAGAGACAGUACAGUGAAACAACAGGUAGAUGUGACAGAUUCAUGGAGAGAAACUUCAAAUCAGCAAGGAGAUUGUACAUCAAAAGAAAGAAGAAAGAUCAGGUCUGCCUAAUAGCUGAUAUGUUGGGACUCACUGAGUGGGUGUUUCUGGUUCUAUCUGCCACUCAGUUCCUUCUGGGAAUGCUGGGGAAUGGUUUUAUAGAGUUGGUCAAUGGCAGCAGCUGGUUCAAGAACAAGAGAAUCUCUUUGUCUGACUUCAUCAUCACUAACCUGGCUCUCUCCAGGAUCGUUCUGCUGUGGGUUCUCUUGGUUGAUGGUGUUUUAAUGGUGUUCUCUUCCAAAGUACGUGAGGAAAGGAUAGUAAUGCAAAUUAUUUAUGUUUCCUGGACAUUUACAAACCAUCUGAGUAUUUGGCUUGCCACCUGUCUCAGUGUCCUCUACUGCCUGAAAAUUGCCAGUUUCUCCCACCCUACAUUCCUCUGGCUCAAGUGGAGAGUUUCCAGAGUCGUCAUAUGGAUGCUCUUGGGUGCGCUGCUCUUAUCAUGUGGCAGUGCCGUGUCUCUGACCCAUGGAUUUAAGAUUUAUUCUGUUUUCCGUGGAAUCAAUGGCACAAGGAAUGUGACUGAGCACUUUAAAAAGAGAAAUGAAUAUGGAUUGAUCCAUGUUCUUUGGACUCUGUGGAACCUCCCUCCGUUAAUUGUGUCUCUGGCCUCCUACUUUCUGCUCAUCCUCUCCCUGGGAAGGCACAUGUGGCAGAUGCAGCAAAAUGGUACCAGUGCCGGAAAUCUAAGCACUGAAGCUCACAAGAGGGCCAUCAAAAUCAUCCUCUCCUUCCUCUUUCUCUUCCUACUUUACUUUCUUGCCUUUAUAAUUACAACAGCCAGUGAUUUCCUACCAGGAACUAAGAUGGUUAAGAUGAUUGGAGAAAUAAUUACAAUGUUUUAUCCUGCUGGCCACUCAUUUAUUCUCAUUCUGGGAAACAGCAAGCUGAAGCAGAUGUUUGUGGAGAUGCUCUGGUGUAAGCCUGGUCAUCUGAAGUCUGGAUCCAAGGGCUCCUUUUCCCCAUAGAGCUGCAGAAGGCACAGGAGGGAGCCUGGGAGUCCUUCGGCCUGGCUCAAGACUACAGGGCUCUUCCUUACCCUCCGGGGCACCAGUUCUGUAAUAUCAGUAGGAGAGAGACAAUACUGUUUUGCCCUGUCCCACCUGAGGACACUUCACAUGACUUGUCUUUCUCUGGUUGUUUCAGAGAGGGUGAAACAGUCUUUGGAAAAUGUCAAUUUAAUAAGGACUGAUACUAUAUAGACAUGGAGUUAUAUUUUAAUAACUAUCAGCUUGACAUAAUGAGCUGAUUACUACCUUUAAACUAAAGUUUUUACUGACAGUGAUAAGCUGAUGUAAAUAAAACAGUGUAGGGGACUUGAGGGAAAGAGCAAAAGCAUUGCAAUUCCACAGUCUUGGGUUUGAAUUCUGGUUCUGUCCAUUUUCCAAGACUUGUGGCCUUAGGUGAAUUACUUAAAUUAUCUGUCUGCUUCUCUCUUCCCUCGUUUUGAAAUGCGAACUAUGACAUUGACCUCACAGGGUUUUAGAGAUUCGUGAGACAAGGUGUGCCAACAUUUUAGCACAGCAUAUUGUAUAAUAGGUGAAGAUAUUGUUGUAACUGACAGUGAAUUGCACAGCAACAGCAAUUCCCACAAGACAGCAGUUUCCACAAAUCUACUGUGUAAUGACAAGAGCAGCGGAGUGAAAAUCAAGACCCUUUGAUAGAACUAGGUUCCAAUCCAGUCUGUGGUUAAGUCAUUUUACCUCAAUUUCAAUAGUUCUUAAAUUCUUUGUCAUUUUGCUGAAGCAAAUUUUCAAGUAAUUUUUAGUUUUUCAGAUUGGCCAGAAGUCCAAGUGUUUUUUUUUUUAAGUAACCAAGAUGCAUAUCUGCCUUUAAAAUCUCAGAGUUUUAUAAAAAAAAUAAUUUAAGCAGUUUUUAUAAGUUUAUUUUAAAAAAAUUACAUGGGUGUUGAUUUACUUCCUAUCACUGAACAGUGGUGACAAGUCAGUGAGAAUAUUAUUGCUUAAGAUCAUGAAGAAUUCUCAAACUUGUGAACAUAUUCAGUUAGGACACAUAGAAAUUCUGAAUCUGGAUUUCUGUCACUAAUGGGGCUCUCAGGUGUAGAGUUUUGUGGCUAAAAAUGUGGACCCUGAAGCCAGAUAGCCUGGGUGCAAACCCUGACUCCAGCCCUUAUGAACUGGGUGAACUUGGGGAAGUUUCUCAACCUCUCUUUGUUUUAUUUUCCUGAUUUUUAAAAUGGGAAUAAUAAUAGUAUUUUGUUAAUAGGGCUGUUGGAAGGAAUGAGUGAAUUAGCACAUGAAAAAUGCUUAGAGUUUCACAUAGAGUAACCAACCAAUAAAUGUUACUAUUAUUAUUAUUGUCUUGUUUUGUGAAAGGGGUUAUAUUUUGACAUAGCAUGAAGGAUCACUACGUUACUUGGAAUUUGGUCAUAUGUAACCAGAAAUUAAUUUUAGAAUUGUUCUGGGAUUUAUAUAUUCAUUUCUAAAAUUAAAGGAAUAAAAUAUCUUUUGGUCUGCAUUGUUUGCUUUCAGAUUGAUCCUUGUUUUUGAAGCUUCUAGGAAAAUUCCUGAUUCUGACAUAAGUUAAAAUUCUCUUUCAAAAAGAUAUCUGUUGAGGGGCCGGCCCGGUGGC
Messenger RNA from Equus caballus (horse), 6202 nucleotides. It is a transcript of the gene TAS2R3, whose product is annotated as taste 2 receptor member 3. Lineage: Eukaryota; Metazoa; Chordata; Mammalia; Perissodactyla; Equidae. The record is from RefSeq and is a predicted model, not a curated record. Gene Ontology annotation, molecular function: G protein-coupled receptor activity; bitter taste receptor activity. Gene Ontology annotation, cellular component: membrane. Gene Ontology annotation, biological process: G protein-coupled receptor signaling pathway; sensory perception of taste; detection of chemical stimulus involved in sensory perception of bitter taste.